AUGUCUCGCCAUCACCCAGAUCUCGUCAUGUGCCGCAAGCAGCCCGGCAUUUCAAUCGGCCGUCUUUGCGACAAGUGCGACGGCAAAUGCCCCGUGUGCGACUCCUACGUGCGCCCUACCACCCUCGUGCGAAUCUGCGAUGAGUGCGCCUUCGGUAAUUACCAGAAUAAGUGUAUCGUCUGCGGUGGCGAGGGUAUCAGUGAUGCCUUCUACUGCUUCGAAUGUACGCGCCUUGAGAAGGACCGAGACGGUUGUCCAAAGAUUAUCAAUCUGGGAAGUUCGAGGACGGACUUAUUCUACCAGAAGAAAAGUUUCAGGAAUCAAUGA
Messenger RNA from Penicillium maclennaniae, 327 nucleotides. Its product is annotated as PHF5 family protein. The transcript has a single exon. Gene Ontology annotation, biological process: mRNA splicing, via spliceosome. NCBI's taxonomy places the organism in Eukaryota, Fungi, Ascomycota, Eurotiomycetes, Eurotiales, Aspergillaceae. Bases 1 to 327 code for a protein of 108 amino acids. The record is from RefSeq and is a predicted model, not a curated record. Gene Ontology annotation, cellular component: U2 snRNP; precatalytic spliceosome; catalytic step 2 spliceosome.